AUGGCAGUGCGCGCUCCGCCGUGCCCAUGUCUCACUGACCAGCGCGCAUGCGCGACCGCCAUGGUCUCCGCGCAGCCUUCCUCCCUCCGCGCGCACUUUCUCGGAACCUGGCCGCCGCAUCAUCCGCAGUGGCAUCACCAGCUACACACCGGCUACCAGCUCCCUACGCGCCAGCCGUCCUCUUCCCUCAAACUCACUCGCGCGCAAGCCGCCGAGCAAUCCGCCAAUCCCAGCCGCGUUCCUCCCGCUCAUGGCGCCAGCACCGGAAAUUCCGCAGCGGCAGCAGCUUCCCGGCGAGGCUCGGUGGCGAGCAGGGCAGCGGUGACAUCUCAGCCGAUGCCGGACUCUGGAGGAUACUUCCGCGUGCCUUCGCCCGUACCCAUGCUGCAGAAGCUUUUCCAGGCCGCAAAUGCCGCUGCAAUCGCCGUGCCUCUUAAGUUUCCCCUACCCACUGCAGAAGCUCCUCCAAAAACAGCCACUAAAACUACCACCUCCGACGCCGCCGCCGCCGCUAACGCGGCGUCGGCCGCCGUUUCAACAGGAGUGGGCGCGCGCUCGCCCGCGGUCGCGAAGAACAAGGGGCGGUCCGGCUGGCGCAGCGAUCUGCAUAUCAGCCGCGCGCUGCCGCUGCCCAUGACCGCGCCCAACUCGCAGCCCUUAUCGUUGGAGGCGGUGGGAGAGAUGGUUCGCUGCGACCCCGAGAUGCAGGACUGCAAGGAGGUGGUGUACCAGUGGACCGGCAAGUGCACGCGGUGCAGCGGCACGGGAUACGUGUCGUUCCGGCGCAAGCGAGGCAAGGACUACACGGGCACGUGCAUCACCUGCUCUGGCAUCGGCUACGUGCAACGAUUCACAGUGCGGGACAGCAUUCGAGUUAUGGAGGAGCUGGAAGACAACACGUGGCGGUCCUGA
This is a messenger RNA of Closterium sp. Naga37s-1, 912 nucleotides long. The record is from the annotation of a GenBank genome assembly. Lineage: Eukaryota; Viridiplantae; Streptophyta; Zygnematophyceae; Desmidiales; Closteriaceae.